This is a messenger RNA of Lontra canadensis (Northern American river otter), 833 nucleotides long. RefSeq names its product cilia and flagella associated protein 299 (gene CFAP299). Lineage: Eukaryota; Metazoa; Chordata; Mammalia; Carnivora; Mustelidae. The coding region runs from base 1 to 702 and encodes 233 amino acids. The record is from RefSeq and is a predicted model, not a curated record. The transcript has 6 exons.
AUGGAUCAGGACGACGGCGUCGGCUCCGUGGACAACAUCGUCACCCAGUUCAGCACCUACGAGGACUUCCUCGACUCGCAGAUCACGACCGUGGACCUGUACUACCUGGAGGAUGAAAGCCUGGCCCGCCAGUUGGUGGAGCUAGGCUACCGAGGGACUGGAGAGGUGGUAAAAAGGGAAGAUUUUGAAGCAAGGAAGGCAGCGAUAGAGAUCGCAAGGCUGGCUGAAAGAACUCAGAAAAAGACAUUAACAAGUGCUGGUAAAGACCUGCAAGAUAAUUUUCUGAAGGCUCUGGCAGUGCGAGAAGAAGACAAUCGCAACGGAAGAGUGAGCACCGUGAUCUUUAUUCGUGACAAAAAUUCUCAUGGGCAGGAGAUAUCAGGAUACAUUGACUAUGCCCACAGGCUAAAGAUUGAAGAUUUUGAAGUCUAUUUUAGUGGAAAAAGAAGACUUCUUCCCAAACCCACAGAUUUGAGCUAUUACAACUGGGACAGUCAUAUUGCUGUUUGGAAUUCAACUCCCAAUUAUCAAGUGAUUGCUGAUAACCCAGAAGGCUUACUUUUCAAAUACAAAAGAGACAGAAAAAUUCUCAACGUGGAUCCAAAGUCUUCCCCAGGUGACAACUCUACUAGAACCCCUAUCCAGACAGAACUCUACAUUCAAGUUGUCCUUUUUGACCACAUUUCGAGAAGAAAGACUUAACUACCAACACGUUACAUGGUCCCCUAAUGGCAUGCUAAAUUUGAAUGAAUUCUGUAACCAGAAACAACUUAGAAAAUAAAUGAGUCCUAUAGCUGGGAGGCAAGCUGGAAUAAUAAAAGUUGAUAAAGAAA